AUGUCUGUCUUGUUUACUUCCAUAUCACCGGAUAACCCGGUGAAGAAAACCGAUGCGCACGAACUUCUAGAGAAAGUGGGCAUCUCAAUUGACCCCAGCGAGGAAGAUGACUUCCAGAUGCUCCUGGCAGCAGUGCACGACUGCGCAGAGACGGUCGCGGAUAUGCCAGAUUACCAGCCAAAACCAGACUUCGAUAGGUAUCCACGCCAGAAUAUGCGACGUCCAUCGGAAGAAGAGCAGGCGCUAGGAAACGCGUGGGUACACAAGUUCCUAAUCAAGGGAACCCCAGAGGGAGGAUCUCUCACGGGUAAAACCGUCAGCCUGAAAGAUGUGAUUGCAGUUGCUGGGGUGCCCCAAUUCCAAGGGAGCGAUGUGAUUUCAUCCUGGACGCCGAACACAGACGCAACUGUUGUGACGCGGGUGCUCGAUGCAGGCGCUGAUAUCGUGGGCACCACGGCGUGUGAGAACUUGUGCCAUUCGACAUCGUCAUUUACGAGUGCGCAGGGCAUUGUGGACAAUCCAUAUGCUGCUGGGUAUUCUGCUGGUGGAAGUACCUCUGGUGGUGCGGCUUUGGUUGCCGCUGGGUUAGUGGAUAUCACCAUUGGUGGUGACCAGGCGGGGAGUAUCAGAGUACCUUCAGCGCUGAGUGGAUGCGUUGGACUCAAGCCCACCUUCGGCUUAGUACCAUAUAGCGGGAUUGCGAGUGGUGAUGCUAUGGACGACCACGCAGGACCGCUCGCCAGAACAGUUCUGGAUAUUGCACUCUGCCUAGAUGCGAUCAGCGGUUAUGAUGGUAUUGAUGAUAGGUCAUUGGGAAGUCCAAAGCAUGGCUCCGCCACUUAUGCUGCUACUCUUCAAGCAGCACCCACAAAACUCGAAGGGUUCAAAGUCGGGAUUUUGAUAGAGGGAUUUGGGCACAGUAUCGUGGACCCUACAGUCAGGUCGACUGUAAUGGGUGCCGCACGCAAAUUUGAAGACCUAGGAGCGACUGUCGAAGAUAUUUCGCUCCCCGAUCACUUGAACGGACCCGCCGUCUGGACCAUUCAGUCCAGAGUUGCAGGCUCAAUGAAUCUCCUCGGACAAGCGCAUGGAAGAAGAGGCCUUGGUUUGACAGAAAUGGAGCGCAAAAGACUCCCCUGGACGAUAGAAAGUUUUCAACGAGCGUUCCCAACGACCCAGAACGUGAUGAUCAACGGCCUUUAUCUUAUGUCUCGAUUCCCGGAACUUUAUGCCAAGGCAAACAACAUCGGCCGGAAACUUCGCGACUUGUACGAAGAGAUUUUUGAGAAGUAUGAUGUUGUGGUCAUGCCUACAACGCCUAUUGUUGCGCCGAAACAUGGUACGCGUGGCUUUCCCAUGGAGUCGAUUAAGCCUAGUAUGGGGCUUACGAUAAACACGGCGGUCUUUAAUCUCACUGGCCAUCCUGCAAUGUCUAUUCCAGACGAUGAAAAGGUACUCUUACCCGUGGGGAUGGAAAUUGUUGGAGGGUUGUGGCAAGAAUCGAAGGUCCUGAGGGCUGGUCAUUCGUGGGAAACUCAUUUCAAUUGGAAAGAGAUGGCGUCGAACGAGCAGGACUAA
Aspergillus ruber CBS 135680 is the source of this 1578-nucleotide messenger RNA. RefSeq names its product putative amidase. NCBI's taxonomy places the organism in Eukaryota, Fungi, Ascomycota, Eurotiomycetes, Eurotiales, Aspergillaceae. Bases 1 to 1578 code for a protein of 525 amino acids. The transcript is spliced from 4 exons. The record is from RefSeq and is a predicted model, not a curated record. Gene Ontology annotation, molecular function: catalytic activity.